This is a messenger RNA of Prunus armeniaca (apricot), 1080 nucleotides long. The record is from the annotation of a GenBank genome assembly. Lineage: Eukaryota; Viridiplantae; Streptophyta; Magnoliopsida; Rosales; Rosaceae.
AUGGAUUUUAGAGCACAACCCCAAGAUAACGAAAUGAGGACGUCAGGCUCUUUGAGCUACGCUUCUUCUGCUCAUCAUUUAAGUACCAAAGAAUCAUCACCCGCAGCAGCAGCAGCAGCAGCAGCAGCAGAUCAUCAAAAGAGAAGGGUUGGGAUUCACAAUGGCAACAACACUUACGCUACCAGCCCCCAUCAAACCCUAGACCACCACAUUCAACACCCACACCCACCUUUGCAACCCCUCAUCCGAGACCCAGAUCCAGAUCGAGCCCUAGCCGGAACCCCAGUUCCGCCAACUGUACUUGCCAGUGGUGGGCCCAAGUCGACUUCAAAGAUCAUCCGCUACAGAGAGUGCCUCAAGAACCAUGCGGCCAACAUAGGCGGCAAUGUCUUUGAUGGGUGCGGCGAGUUCAUGCCGAGCGGUGAGGAAGGAACACUGGAAGCUCUGAAAUGCGCCGCAUGUGAUUGCCACCGCAACUUCCACCGAAAGGAGGUGGACGGGGAAACGACGGCGUUCAGCCCCGGGUCCAGACGCUCAAGCAUAAUGCUGAGCCCUCUCCAACUCCCCCCGCCACUGCCGUCUCCUUCGUCGGCUCUCCACCAUCACCACCACCACCAUCAGAAAUUCUCAAUGGCUCCGAUUAUCCAGCCGAUGAAUGUGGCGUUCGGGAGCGGUGGAGGAGGGACGGAGUCUUCGAGCGAGGAUCUGAACGUGUUCCAGUCGAACAAUGCGGAGGGGGGAUUGCCAAUGCCGCCGUUUGCGAUGUCGAAGAAGCGGUUUCGGACAAAGUUCACGCAGGAGCAGAAGGAGAGGAUGACGGAGUUUGCAGAGAAGGUGGGGUGGAGGAUUCAGAAGCAAGAUGAGGAGGAGGUGGAGAGGUUUUGCUCGGAGGUGGGCGUGAAGAGGCAGGUGCUGAGGGUUUGGAUGCAUAACAACAAGAACAGUGCCAAGAAGCAGAGUGAUAUUCUGACCACCCCCGCAACAACAAGUCUGUCUUUUGAGAAUGUUGAAGCUGAAGAAGAAGGAGGAGGGGAGGGAGGGAGGGAGGGACAACAGCUGAAGAUACAGAUCAAUGGAUGA